Molecule: messenger RNA, 1916 nt
Organism: Linum tenue
Lineage: Eukaryota; Viridiplantae; Streptophyta; Magnoliopsida; Malpighiales; Linaceae
Source: the annotation of a GenBank genome assembly
CUACGAAGGCAUCCUCUGCAUGAUUUUGGCGGGAGGUUUUCCCGCCAGAUAAGGGAGUACAAUUUGAACAGUUCUCUUUCCUCAAAAACUCAUCUCACACUGUCACACACUCUCUCGACGUCGGCGAGCAAGAAGAGUCAUCUGAGCCGCGUUUUCAUUUUCAACUAUAAGUGAGCAACUGCCGCCGUUCUGCCGCCGCGCGUUUUACAUCAUAGAAAAGGAGCCUCGCCGCCGCUGUUUACUUUCUUCUGCGAUUUAACAAGAGGCGGCUUUCAAAACUCUUCAGUCGGUGACGAGGGCACGAUUCAGAUCUUCUGACAGAGAUGGUGAUUGAAGAAGCUGUCAAUGGGAAGGAUGACAUGUUGAUUGAUGGUCAAAUGGCUGACCAGGUCCUCCCAAGUGGAUUCAACCUUAAUUUUCUGAAUCUUUACUAUGCGAAACUCUUCCCCUACGGUGAUAUCUUCAAAUGGAUGUCUUACGGAAAUGAUGGAAAGCAUCCUGCUUGUGACAAAUCUUACUUUGGCAGGAGAGAGCUUUCUUUCACCCUUGAGAAUGAUAUUUAUCUGAGGUUUCUGUCCUUCAACAGCGUAUCCGAGUUGGAGAAAGGCAUCAGAGAGAAGUGUCCAUUUAAAAUAGACAUUGGUCCUGUUUAUAGCGUUGAUCCUUCCAAAAGGCAUGCUUAUGCCCAAAGUGGCGAGAAUGUUUUCAAACCAGUGGAGAGGGAGCUAAUUUUUGACAUUGAUAUUACAGACUAUGACGAUGUCAGAUAUUGCUGCUCGGGAGCUGAUGUGUGCCUGGACUGCUGGCCCCUGAUGACUGCAGCUAUCAAAGUUAUCAACACCGCCCUCAGAGAUGACUUUGGUUUCAGACAUAUUCUCUGGGUUUACAGUGGCCGGCGUGGUGUACAUUGUUGGGUUUGUGAUGGGAAGGCAAGAAGGUUGACUAAUGAACAGAGAGCAGCUAUUGCUGAUUAUUUUCGAGUAUACAAGGGUAGUGAGAACAGUAAGAAAAAAGUUUCUCUGACCGGCCAUGCUCUUCAUCCUUUCUUGGUGAGAUCUUACACAGAAGUUCUAAAGGAUUUAUUUGAGCAAACAUUGCUCUCUAGUCAGCAAAUUUUUUCUACCGAAGACAGAUGCGAGAAAGUUCUAGAGAUGAUUCCAGAUGAAUCUGUUGCUGCUGAGCUCAGAGGGAGGUGGCAGAAGAGGUCCUCUGGUUCAAAAGACGAUAUUAAUGCUGUUCGAUGGGAGCAUCUGAAGCACACUCUGCAAUCUGGAAGACACAAGGGACAAGGCCUGCGUAGGUGUGUUGAAGAAAUUGUGUUCUCUUUCUCCUAUCCCAGGCUUGAUAUGGAGGUCUCCAAACACAUGAACCACUUGCUGAAGGCACCAUUUUGUGUUCACCCAAAAACUGGUCGUGUCUGUGUACCAAUAGACCCAGUCCAUUGCCAUGAAUUUGAUCCUACAACUGUCCCAACACUUUCACAGCUGCUACAAGAACUUAACUCAGGGGGAAUGGGGCAGGAAGGGGAUAAUGACUGGGACAGGACAUCACUUGGCGAAUCUGUUAGGUUUUUCCGAUCAUCGUUCUUGGAACCUCUUCUGAAAGCUUGCAAGGAGGAGAUGGAGAGUGCAUACAACUCAAAAUUGCAGCAGUCAAAGAACUCAUUGAGUUGGUAGUUCCAUUCUACUUCCUCUUUCCAUCACUAUAUAUAGGGGAUCCAGGGCUAAUCCAGUUUUUCUUACACUGCUGUGCUAAAUCAAUGUAAUGUAUAUGUAUGGAAUCCCAGAGGAAGCGUUUUCCAGAAUCUUAAACCGUUAGUCAAGCAUUGUCCUUCACGCAGUGAUAGGUCCAAGUGAGGAAUUUCGUAGCAAGAACUUAGCAACCAUUAUCAAUACUUUCGCGGCCUAAAUCGAUCA